AUGCAGAACCAAGGCGGGACCCAAGAUGGCGACUUGCCCUCGUCGCUGCCCUCGUACAUGCCUACAUCAUCGCAGGGUGCGUCGACAAGCCUUCCUUUUGGCUACAAUAUUUUAAACCAGUCAGGUGUCAAGCCCGGUGCUGAUGCGGCGCAGCACCAGUGGAAGGGUCCGGUUCAGAAUCAGCUCAUGUACAUGGGUAACAGCGCUCGACCUGCUGGCUUAGUGGCCACCAAGAACACAGGGCUCGCUGGAGCCCAAGCCAGUCCGUCUGAGGGGGUGCGAGGCAUUACAUUUCAGGAAGGAGGGAGCUAUCAGAUGAUGGCAGCGGACGGGAAAGCGGCAGCGCCAACUGCCGCUGGAAUGCCCGUAGCGCUUAAACUGGGCCGCCAGGACGGCACACCGGCCUCUCAGAUCUCAGCGGCACAGUUUGCUGCAAGUACAGGAGGCUUGGCCAUGGACACGGCGCUACUGGCGCGCGUUAGUGGUACAGAUCCGUCACUUAUGGGCUCGGAGGAGAUCAAACAGAUCAUGCGUACGCCCGACCUGUUAUCUAUAUACCAGAAGUUGCAGGAGGAGGACGAUAGAAGACAGAGACGGCUCGAGCGCAACCGAGCAUCUGCACGAGUGCGACGUGAGAAGAAGAAAGGUAUGGUGGAGACGUACGAGACGGAAGUAUCCAAGCUCGAGAGCUCGCUAAAUAUGCUUAAAAGCCACGAGUUUGGCACAGGCAAUGCACAGGAAUUAGCAACUGCACUAGAAUACAGUUCGGGGGAACAUCUUCGUCACGCACAGAUGUCUAAGGAAGCCAAGAUGGAGUUGAUGGCCAGAAUUCUAGGUCAACAUUCAUGCAACACGGACGCGAUCCGUCGAUCUAAUGCUGAAAACCAAGCGCUGAUCGCGGUAGCUGUGGACAACUCGGAGUUUUCUCGAGCCUUACGCGCUCAACUCGGUCUCACUCCAGAACAAUGUCAGCGGCUGGCUUCCUUGGCUGUUCCUACCUGCCAAGAAGCACGAAAGCUGGAUGCUAUUCGGAAAUGCUUUUCGGCGUUGCGAGCCCACGAUUGGCUUUACGUCCCUGGUAUUGAGACUGUUCUGCACCAAUCGCGAAACACGAUGACUUCGCACCAGUUUCAAAAAUUUCUGUCUUGGUCUGUCGAGAAUCGCGCAUCGAUUGAUCGGUUGCAGGACUUAGAAUUUAUCUUUUCGGAGGACUAA
Molecule: messenger RNA, 1215 nt
Organism: Phytophthora infestans T30-4
Lineage: Eukaryota; Oomycota; Peronosporomycetes; Peronosporales; Peronosporaceae
Exons: 5
Coding region: 1-1215 (404 amino acids)
Biological process (GO): regulation of DNA-templated transcription
Molecular function (GO): DNA-binding transcription factor activity
Source: RefSeq, a predicted model, not a curated record